AUGUCAGGAAAAGGGGCUAAGAGAUUGAUAACGGGUAAAACCCCUGCCUCAACCAAAGACAAGGACAAGGAUAACAAGAAGAAACCCGUUUCUCGUUCUUCUACAGCCGGUCUUCAGUUCCCCUUACUUUGGAGUCACCCUCUUCAGGGUUUCUACAGGGAUAACUGGAUCUCAAAACACAGACCCACAGUGGAGAAAAGAGCAAGGAUAGUCUGCAAGUGCAAAAAUGCCAGAUCAGCUUUCUCUUCCUUUCUCACCAGUAUUAUGCGGAGACAAUAUCCAUCAUCCCCACCCACCUCGCUCUCCUCUUACAUUGCUCCAUUUGAACUCAACGAAAACUCCCCUCUCUUACCAUAUCUUUCGGUGAAUGCCAAUGGAAGAGUUGGGGCCACGGCUGCAGUGUAUUCCGCUGCUAUCCUGGAGUAUUUAACUGCAGAGGUGUUGGAGUUGGCUGGCAAUGCAAGCAAGGAUCUGAAGGUAAAGCGUAUUACACCUAGACAUUUACAGCUCGCUAUCCGAGAAGAUGAAGAACUUGACACCCUCAUUAAAGGAACAAUUGCUGGUGGUGGCGUUAUUCCUCAUAUCCACAAGUCUCUCAUCAACAAAUCCUCUAAGGAGAAAGUUGCCAAACCUAUAAAGGGUCGUUCCAUGUUAGUUGAAGGUUCUUCAACAGUACAUCCAGCACAACUCUUCUCCCAACUUAAAAUCAGAGUGGUGAUGCUGGUCUUUAAAGCAUCCCCAGCAACCAAAAGAUCCUUUGACAAAGAAGCACCAACCCUCCUUGUGGAGUCCUCCUCCCUGGGUAAGGAAAAUUUCAUGGGUGAUGAGAUAGUGGUUUUAAGAGAUGGGGUGGAAACGGGACCAAGAAAAAAUGGUAGGGGAUUACAGUUUCCUCUGCCCAGUGUAAACACAGACCAUAGACGUCGUGUUCAGAAAUUGAAGAGAAAACGUUCGUCCCAAUCUUCAAAUUUCUUCUUCUUCUCCUUCCCUUUCGUAUCAGAGUCUUGGACGAUGUCGUUUGGAUCCUCUCUCUUAUCUCAGCCGCAUAGCGUUCGAUUCUUGUUCAACAACAACGGAACCUCUCGCUUCAAAGCCGCUGCCCAAGUUCCCGAUUUCCUUUCCGAGGAUUGGUUCAAAUCUCGCAAGAAAAAACCCUUUGGGCCACGAUUAGAUUUUAGUGCAGAGGAUGCGGUGCAUAACCAGCUCGAAGCCUUGAAGCACAAUGAUCAACCUCGUCAAGACUAUGGAAUCGAGGUUAUGUACAGGUUCGCUGGAUUUGAUCCUUUCGAAAGAUCUACCUAUUUUGGGCCAUUCUUUGAUUUGGGCCAGUUUGAAAGGUUUAGGCGUAUUUUUCACCAUUCUACUUAUCGAGUAUUGCUAGGUCACAGGGAGAGAAAGAUCAUGAGCACUUUGUUUGUCGAGGAGAACAAAUACAAGCAGCGGGUUUGGAUUCGUGGAAGUCGACCGGAGGAAGAGGAGAUAUUUCAAUUUACAAUGGUUCAGAGGGUUGGUGGAUGCUGGGAUGGUUACUGGUUGACGGAAUCUCUGCUUCACGACACUGAUACAUUUUCUGGUGGAUUAGCAUAUUAA
This is a messenger RNA of Sphenostylis stenocarpa, 1590 nucleotides long. The record is from the annotation of a GenBank genome assembly. NCBI's taxonomy places the organism in Eukaryota, Viridiplantae, Streptophyta, Magnoliopsida, Fabales, Fabaceae.